Messenger RNA from Cynoglossus semilaevis (tongue sole), 7725 nucleotides. RefSeq names its product protein AF-17. Gene Ontology annotation, biological process: regulation of transcription by RNA polymerase II. The coding region runs from base 432 to 3671 and encodes 1079 amino acids. The transcript has 23 exons. The record is from RefSeq and is a predicted model, not a curated record. Lineage: Eukaryota; Metazoa; Chordata; Actinopteri; Pleuronectiformes; Cynoglossidae. Gene Ontology annotation, molecular function: nucleosome binding; histone binding. Gene Ontology annotation, cellular component: nucleus.
CUAAUACUCACAUCAUUGUUGAUUGUAUUCACAGUUUAGCAAAUUCACGUUGUGAACUCUUACAAAAACCUUGGAGUGGAGCUGGAGACUGGUGUGUUUCUCAUACUGAACAUUUGCUACUGACAUGGUGAUGCUAAGGUUUUUCUGGAUGCCUUCAAGCAGAAGUAUCAGACUUCCUUUUUUGAUCCACAGGUUUUUUUGCAGUACGACAAGCUGCGCAAGACUUUUAGUUUCUCUGGUUUAGCACGUGCUGCUGCUGCCAUAGCAAGUGAAUUCCCUAAUGGAAAUAAUAAGCGGACAAACUGCGCCUGCAGCGCGGCCCGGGACUAUGCCCGGCGCGGCGCAAACGGAGUUGGACGAGCACUUGACAGGCCCCGGUGAGGUCUGAGUCGCCGCCGGGAGGGAAAGACGAUUCUUCAUAUGGGAGCAGCAUGCGGGAAAUGGUUGGAGGUUGCUGCGUGUGUUCAGACGAGCGAGGCUGGGCUGAGAAUCCGCUGGUGUACUGUGAUGGACACGGCUGCAACGUCGCCGUCCACCAAGCGUGUUACGGUAUCGUCCAAGUGCCCACCGGCCCGUGGUUCUGUCGGAAGUGUGAGUCACAGGAGAGGGCGGCGCGUGUGAGGUGUGAGCUGUGCCCCCACAAAGAUGGAGCCCUCAAGAGGACAGACAGUGGAGGCUGGGCCCACGUGGUCUGUGCACUGUAUAUCCCUGAGGUGCAGUUUGCCAAUGUCCUCACCAUGGAGCCCAUCAUCUUGCAGUAUGUCCCACAUGAGAGAUACAUCAAGACUUGUUACAUCUGUGAGGACCAUGGAAGGGAGAGUAAGGCUGCAUGUGGAGCCUGCAUGACCUGCAAUAGACAAGGCUGCAGACAGGCCUUUCAUGUCACCUGUGCUCAGAUGGCUGGUCUGUUGUGUGAAGAGGAAGGACCAGAGGCAGACAACGUCAAAUACUGCGGUUACUGCAAGCAUCACUAUAACAAAAUGCAAAAGAAGUUACGCUCCAGUGAAAAUUCAAGUAGCUCCUUCAGUCAUUCUAGGGGGCGCUCCAGCUCUCCUUCACAAGACAAACACCACCACCACAGGCAGAGAAAGAGUCACAAGGACAAAGUACGUCAGAAAGAGCGACACAAGAAGUCAUCUGAUCGUCUGUGUUCAUCGGUGACAACAAGCAGCGUAGAAAAGCUCUCUUCCAGUCACCACAGCAGCAAAGACAGUGAGGGUAAAUCCAAGAAGCUGAGCUCACACAGUCACAGUCACCGCAGUAAAAAGACAGGAAGUACUGGCAAGAGCUGCUCUUCCUCUUCCUGCUCCUCCAGUCCAUUUAACACAGGGGGCUCUCUGUCCUCUGCUCAGGACUUUCAUCAGUUUUCAUCUUCAACCCGACUAGAGCGUGAAUCUGACCGAGGUGGUAACGAUCACAGUGGAGAGGAGCGUAAGGAGCGUCACAGGAGGCCUGCAGUCCAGGAAGAAGAGGAGGAAGAGGAGAAGGAGGAGGAGGAAGAUGAGGAGGAAAAGGAAGAAGAGGAGGAGGAGGAUACCAAGUACCACAAGCCACCAGCACUGACUCCUGCUGAUGGCCCAAGAGCAGGAUCCCAGGGUCAUGACAGGUCAGAGGGCAACUCCAGCCCCUUUGAAAACAAGGUCACCAUCUCCACGUUUGGCUCCAUCAUGCGCAUCACCUCCACCUCAGGGCUGGGCAGCAGCAGUAAGAUCCGCAAAAUCUCCUCCUCCUCCUCGUCCUCUGCUUCAGCCGACUAUAAGCCCCCGAAGUUGCUCUGCAAGCCAUCUCCACUGAGUGCACCCCCCAUCCUGGAGGAGGCAGACACAGAGGACAAAGCCACACCUCCACCUCUCCCCCGUGAAAGGAGGCACCGCGGUGGCAAGAAGAGUCGCCACGGGCCCGGGCGCCCACGGGGCAGCAAGAACAGAGACAGGAAGGAAGAGGAGCAACAUCACCACACAGCACCUCCUCCACCUGCCUUAACCUCCUCACUCUACACAAGCCCCUCCUCCCUCCCACACCCUGUCUUCCCCUCUAUGCUACCUCCCACCUCUUCCUCUGCCUUUUCAUCUUCUGCUUCUUCGACUUCGUUCAUCUCCUCUGUCAGCAGUUUUUCCACAAGUCGUGGAAACUCACUGCUUGGCUCUGGUAUUUACUCCAACCUCAAGGACCCCCCCACAUUGAGCGACAGUGUCUGUAGCACCGCUCUCUCACUGGGUGGUGAGGUGUGUAGCACCUCCUUGUCUCUGGGAGGGGGCAUGUGUAGCACCCCUCUCUCCUCAGGACUCUUCCCAUCCCACGUCUCCUCACUUUCUCUCCCACCGGUCAACACCGUCUCAAACACACAGGUUCAUGUAGGCUCCAGCACCUCCUACAGCAUGAGCUCCACCCAGCCUUUCUCCAGCUGUCUCUCCACUGUUUCAACACUGCCACCACUACUGAGCCAAGCCCAGACCUCACUGCCAGAGUCAGACCUGGAUGACUGUCGUUUUCCAUGUCAGGGGAACUCACCCAGAGAGAGUCUGUCCUCACAGUCUCCCAUGAGUUGUCUUCCACUUUUAUUUGACCAGAGAGACGGGCUGGGUGCUGUAGUCCGAGCCCAUCCUGAGAAUGUCCCUGCGGCCAGCUGCCACAUCGAGCUCCUGCUGGAGAAACAUGGCAAUGGAGAAAUGGGAGUCAACCUUGUGGAGAUGCUUCAGUCGCUUCACUCCCUCCAGCAAGAGAACCAGCGUCUUCAGGACCAGAUCCUCAGUCUAACGGCCAAGAAGGAGCGGCUGCAGCUCCUGAACACAGAGCUGGCCGUACCUUUUCCUCCACAUGUCCAUUCAGCGCAGGCAUCACUGCAUGGUUCGAUGCAUGUCAACUUCCUGUCACCCAGCCAAGGUCUCUGCACCAACAAGAGCCCUCUGUCCAAAAACUGCUUCCUGAAUGACACUUCCUUCAUUACCUCAUCUGAGGAGCUCCACUCUGGGAGUCCAUCCCGCAGCAGCUCGUCCCUUUCCUUCCAAAGCACCCCUCCUCCUCAGCAGAGCCCCGCCUCCUUUGGCCAGCCAGCCUCAAACGGACUGAGUCGAGGUUUGAGCGACGGUCUGGGCGCGAUCGUCAGUCAGGCGGGCAGCUCCUCUCUGGGCGGGGUCAGUGGAUUGAUAGCAUCUCUGGCAGGAAGUCCUCAGUUGAGUAUGAACGGUGUUUUGGGGAGUCUGAACGGAGUAAUCCAGUCUCCUGCUCAGAACACGCAUCAGCUCACACUCCCUGCACUCCGGCCACAACCUCCGCCCCUCAACCCACAAGCACUGGUCCAGAGCUUCCAGCUGUCCAAGAAUAUGAGCCCGUCAACCCUCCUCUCUGAGCAGCAGAAACAGUUUGUUCUUGAGCAGCAGCAGCAGCAGCUCCAGCAGUUCCUCGCUUCACAAAACUUCACUCCUGAGCAGCAGGUGUUGGUGUGUCAGAUGCUGCAGCAGCAGAGACAGAGGGAACUACAGCGCCUCACGCUGACGGGAGCUCUCACAUCCACCCCCAACUCACCCAUGAUCACCCAGUCGCCCAAUUUACUGUCCUCAGCCACAGCCUCACCUCUGCAGGGAGGGGGAGGCGGGCUCUUUGGUGUGCAGGACAACGCACUUCACAAAAGCGGGGCUGCUGGAGAGAAGAGUGGAGACAAGAGUGGAUGAAGGAGUUUUCAAUAACACAGGGGCCAAUCAGACGAAGAUCUCAGGCGUCACACGCCCACGUAAAAAAAACAUUCUGAAGACUUUUGAACUUCUUUACUUCUUCUUCUUCUCUCUCGUGAUAUUUAAUGCUCUUCUAUGAAUGUAUGACGGUACGGCGCGGCCAUGAGGUGACCUUUUAGGAAUUCUUUCUAUCAGUGGUCUUUUAUAGGGUUUUUGUGAAUAGGCAGCUUUCAGAGAACAUGACUUCUCUGCUCUCUCUUAAAAUUGCACUAUUUUUGUUAAUAAGUCCAGUGGGGCUGCUUUUGAAGCUGCAGUCCCUACUCCUCCCUUCGGGGGGCUGCAAAGACUUUAUUUCUCUUACUCCACCUGUAUUUUCUACCUGGUUUGAAUCAGAGUGAAACUCUCUCACCUGCCGUCCUCCAUUUGUUCUCUCCUUCUUCUCUUUAGGUCUGGCCCACUUGUUGUCUGCAUCUUAUUUAUCUUGCAGCCCCUGACAGACUUUGUUAAGCCUAGUUGUACAUUCACUUCCGUACUUUGUGGUCAAGUGGUAUUUUUGUCAUGAAGGUGAUGGCAGAUUUGAAGUGUGGCUGUGUGAGGUGCUUAAUAAUCCUAAAUUUGGUCCAUGGAACUAUACUUGACUCAUGAACCUAAGGCUUCAACUGAGGGUGAAUACCAUGAACAGUUGAUCUCUCAUCUCCAUUGUUUCUGAUCUCACUAUUUAAGAUGUGAUAAAGUGGUGAUCACCUCCUACAACCACACUUCAACAGCUAUGACCUUUCCCUUUAUAAGCUAGUCAAUACCUCAGACUUUUCUGCCACCUGCUGUCCAUGGUUUCAUAUUUAUUCCAAUGGAGGGAAAUUCUAUGAAUAUUUGUUCUUUACUUUUUACUAUCUGCUUUUUUAUUGACUUUCAAGAGGCAGCGUCCUCCACCAGAGACAGAUGUUGCUGCGAGAUUAAGCAAAUGAAACCAAACAUUUGGAACAUUCUGACUUUUGAAAAACAAAACAAACAAACAACAAAAAAACCUUAGCAUAUCUAUAUAUAUUUGUUUCUCUUAAAACAAGAGAGCACUUUGCAUGUUAGUAGCAUAUUACCCCUCAACACUGCAGCCUUUAUAAAAGAUGCUGGGUACUAACUAUGCCACCAGGGACUUGACAGGUCUUUGAUUUAUCUGAGUAUUUUGCACUCUGUCCUCAAGUGUCAGCUUUUGAAAAACUUCCUUACAUACCGUUGAUGCGUCAUUUCACGUCAUGUGAAUCCUGAGUCUUUUAGCAAUACUGAAUAGAAGAAUAAUGCCUUAAUGAUUGUAGAUGUACAGAGGAAACUAGGAGCUCAAAGGCUCCCUCUGCUGGCGUAUUUUUUCUUUGCUCGUCUUUUAUAUAUCUGGGGUCAUUAAGUACUCGGCUAAAGUGAACACAAUCUUCCUGAACCCAUUUAUACUUUUGAUAGUUGAAGGGUUGAUUCCCACACUUUAGGUGUGUGAAUAACUGUGGAGCAGUGUCAAACUAUUUCUAUUGUGUUUUGUUGUGUGUGUGUGUGUGUGUGUGUGUGUGUGUGUGUGUGUGUGUGUGUGUGUGUGUGUGUGUGUGUGUGUAAAGAUGCAGUUAGACUCGGUUAUAUUUGCUUCAGUGAAGUGACAAGGUCUCACAGGAACAUGUCACAAUACAGUCUACACAGUCCAACAUAGAUGUAAAUGUUUGCCUUCGACAUAGUUGCAGUCAGCUGGUGUGUCUGUCGUCAUCACGUGCACAGCCAUGUUUGAAAACAGAUCUAACUGCUUACGUAGGUGUAGAGAGAUUGAACCAGACUCCACAGGUCCAGUGUGUAAGAAAUCCUUUAGAUAUGCCUUUUAGUCAACAAGUUCUAAGAUGUAAUAAUUUAUUUUUUUAAAAAAAGAACAGGAAUGUUUCUAUCAGUGUCAGUCUGCUCUUUUCUGCAGGUUGGUGGAGAUGAACUUCAUGUUGAAUUUUACAUGGAGAUAACAGUCCUAACAAUGUCAGCUGACUGUGUUAUGAUAAUGAGUCAUGUUUAAAACCCUGACACAGCGAGACACUUGACAAAGAUGAAAUGAUCAUCCUGGUCCAUCAAGCUGUAGGAGACACAGACCAGUCUGUCUGACUGACCACUGUAUUACACACUGGACCUUCAUUCAAACUUGGAGACAGUAGAACUUUGCCUCUAGCGAUCAGUCUGUAAAAAAGGUAUGAAAACAGAAAAAAAGUUGAAACCUCUCUUUUUGACGUUUCACAUCUUUUUGCAGCACAGAGUUGAGUGUUUUAGAUGUUAUGGUUUGUUAGAGCCAGCAUGGAAGGACAGUGGUGUCAGAAAUAGACCAGACAGGAGGGUUCAUUGUACUGUAGACAAGCCAAGUGGGCGUGGCUGCAGUAAGGUGCUUUGAGGAUGUUGCCUCAUAAAACUCUGAAGGAAACGGCAAAGUUUUUGGAUGAUUAGGAAUCUACACACGCCUGUGUCCUGGUGUAGUGUAAGAAUACAUGAGAUUAUGUAACACAUUUCAGUACUACAUGAAACUUCGAACAAAACAAAACUUUUUGUUCGAAGAACAAAACUUCGAUGUUCCAUGAAGUAAUUUCACUGUAAGAAUCAAAGUAUGUUUUAUUGCAGCUGGCAACCAAACUUUGGGGUGCAUUAUUGUCACCUACUGGGCUUGAUCAGAGUUACACAACUUAGUUUGAGAACCUUUACAAUCAAAAUGUGCGUAGUACCAUAUUGUAGUACUAAGUUAAAUAGUUUUGGGUUUUUUUUACCCUAAUAAUACCUGUUUAAAAAAAACAGGUAUUAUUAGGGUACUAGGUAUUAGGGUACUUCAUUAGGACACAGUAUGUGUCUGUAGAUUCCUGAUCAUCCAAGGACUUUCCUGUCUUUUUGUAUGUGUUCAAUUUAAUUAUAUGUGCAUAUACAGUGUAUCCCAAUGUACUCACGUCAGUGUAAGGAAGGAUAAUGCCCACUUCUGUCUAGUCAUGCUUUUCUGGAAUUAGGAAGGAACCUCCGCUGACAGCAGCACACACUGACACAACUUGCAAGCGGCAAGUCAGCAGUACUUGUUUCUCGUCUCUUUAGGAGCUGACCUGUGGAGAUUCACAGGAUCCUUAACAUUAGGAAACACCAACUGACCUAAUGUACACCUAAAGGAUCCCUGACUUUGGGAAAGCACCAAGUAUCUUUGCAUAGAAGGACCUAAGGAUUCCUCUGUUUUUUGAACUUCUUCCUCCAUUUGUAUUUGUGUAUUUUAUUAUUUAAAGGCCCAUUUAUACCACAUUAUAUCUGCAUUCUGCAGCCUUGAACUUGAUCUCCCAUACAUGUGAUGUAAACAGUAUAUACUGUACAUUUGUCAGCGGCCGGGUUAGGGUUAGAGAGGAACUGGAAACAGUCAGAGAUGAAGUGGAUAAUGUUCAUAAAAGACAUGAGGAGACAUGUAGUCAACAUGUCUCCUCAUGUCAGACCUGAAUUCAUGACACCGUGUCCCUGUCUUCUCUCCCAAGUCCUACCAGAUCCAUGUCCACAAGGUUAACUGAAGAGGAUUAUUCCACGUUGUUUCUUUCUCACAUUGCACUGGGGCACUUUGGGCCCAUUGUUUAUUUUAGUACUUUUUUUCCCCUUUUGUGGAAUAUGAGUUGUAUACUUUUAUACAUUUUUUUUAAGCUUUGAAGUUAAAGCUUGCAAGAUAAUCCCUGUUUUGAAUGUCGUACUGUGUGUCUCCUGUUUUAUCACAUGUGAGAACCUGGCUCUGAAUGAGUGAUUUGAAAUGACUUGCAUGAAAUGCAGUGACGUCUCUCUAAUACAUCGCUAAAUUCUAAGUGAAAAACUAUGCAUCAUUCUAAAUGCAUUGUUUCCUAAAAGAAAAGGGAAAAAAAGAUGAGAAAUGAGCUUCUAAAAGGACGAGCACGUUGUUGUUGUUGUACAGUAGAAAAUCGAUCCCAAAAAAUUUGACAAUAUGAAGAUUUAAAGACCCUGUAAAGUAUUUUGAUAUUUUUGUGUGUAAAAUUCAAAGGACAAAAUAAGAUGAAUGUUUUUGUCAAUAAAUGUAUUUUGCUGA